AUGGCAAGCAGUAUUCCAGCAGCGCUACGAUCCUCCGACAUUGGGCGCUUUGCCAUAAGGGCAGCGCAGGUCGAAAAGGCCAGGCCCGUGGUCGCCUACUGGUGCAAUUUCCAUAUCGUGAACCAGAUUAUCGAGAGAGGACUUCACAACUCCGAUGAAGAAAUCAAAACCUACACUACAGACCUUGUCGACAAGCUGGAGCAGUUUAAGAGCGAUAACUCUGAAAAUGAGGCUGUGACGGAUAACGAUGCGGCCAGUGCUUAUAUCGAGCAAUUUGGACUGGAGAUUUUCAAUAGUGCCGAGGCUGCUAUGACUGCCAAUAAAGUGACCAAACAAACUGCCGAUAAAUUCCAAGCUGCAGCUAUCUUUCUCGAGCUAUGUCAGAUUUGGGGGGAGCUGGACGCAGAGAUUGCAGGAAGGAUCAAGUUUGCCAAAUACCAUGCGGUCCGGAUCGUGAAGGCCUUUAAGGCCGGGGAGGAUCCUAAUGCGACAAACCCCGCACCAAAAGAAGAAGAAGAAGAAGAACUGGUAACAGCGACGGACCCAGAAGUGCAAGCAUUCGAUGAGUCGGUGGCAGAGCAGGCCUCGAAGCCACGGCAGGCCUCCGUCGAAGAGGUUCCAGAUGAAGCUGAUCGUCUGACGCGCCAAUUGGCCCACCAAUCUACCUUGGACGAAUCGCUGCACCCAUCCCGAACAUCUUCAAUUCCACGCGCUCCUGCUGCUUCGGAACCCGAGAUCCCCUCAGUACCCAGCAAUCCGCCCGGUACACCUGGAAGAGCGAGGGAUAUUAACCUGCCAGACGCCGGUGGCCUAGACCUCCCAUCUACACCCGGAACCAUUGGUGGCAAAAUUGGCGGUCACGCUCCCGUCAUAGAUCUCCCAGAUACUCCUGGAACUUCAGAUCUUCAUGUAUCGCACGCACCGACUCAUUCAAAUACCUUCCAGUCCUUCCCUCCUCCAUCAGCAACUAGCCCAUCGAUCGAGGCACCAAACCCAGCUUCUUUCUACGAUCCGUCGAGUACAAUUGCUCAUAUUCCUCCGCCACCAGCACCUGCCUCGAUUCCAGCUCCGGCUGCCCGUAUCCCUGUUGCGCCGGCUCCUUCAGCCCCAAGUCAGCCCUCGCACUCCGUGGACGAUCACAAUAUCUCCCUGGCACAGAAACACGCUCGUUGGGCAGUCUCGGCUCUUACUUUUGAUGACGUGGACACUGCGAUUAAAGAACUUAAGAAUGCUUUGAGAUUCUUGGGUUCAGAAUGA
Penicillium cataractarum is the source of this 1257-nucleotide messenger RNA. RefSeq lists its product as uncharacterized. The record is from RefSeq and is a predicted model, not a curated record. Gene Ontology annotation, cellular component: multivesicular body. Gene Ontology annotation, biological process: late endosome to vacuole transport via multivesicular body sorting pathway. The transcript has 4 exons. The coding region runs from base 1 to 1257 and encodes 418 amino acids. Lineage: Eukaryota; Fungi; Ascomycota; Eurotiomycetes; Eurotiales; Aspergillaceae.